Molecule: messenger RNA, 459 nt
Organism: Arachis duranensis
Lineage: Eukaryota; Viridiplantae; Streptophyta; Magnoliopsida; Fabales; Fabaceae
Product: protein FAR1-RELATED SEQUENCE 8-like
Exons: 2
Coding region: 50-304 (84 amino acids)
Biological process (GO): regulation of DNA-templated transcription
Source: RefSeq, a predicted model, not a curated record
AUGUAGGUCUUCCUAUGAAUAUUAUAGUGAUGUGGUACCAUUUGAUACAAUGUACAGUAGAAACAAGCAUGGACUUCCAUUUGCAUCUUUUGUUGGCGUUAACCAUCAUGGCAAGUCCACUCUGCUCGGAUGUGCUUUGAUGGGAAAUGAGAAAAUUUGUUGCUUCGAGUGGGUCUUUAAACAAUGGCUGAGGUGCAUGGGAUCUCCCCCACAGGCCAUUAUCACGGACCAGUGCAAAUCCAUGUUUGGUGCUAUCAAGAAUGUCCUUCCAGAUACUCGCCACCCUGGUGCAUAUGACACAUAAUGAAGAAGAUACCGCAUAUGCUCGGAGGAUAUGCUCGGUAUAAAGAAAUAUAUGAUAGAAUGCAUGGCACUAUUGGAAUGCGAGGUCUGUGGAAUCUUUUGAGAAUGAUUGGUCUGCAUUCAUUGAUGAGUUUAACUUGGAGCGAAAUAGAUGGC